Molecule: messenger RNA, 3579 nt
Organism: Aedes aegypti (yellow fever mosquito)
Lineage: Eukaryota; Metazoa; Arthropoda; Insecta; Diptera; Culicidae
Gene: Vps11
Product: vacuolar protein sorting-associated protein 11 homolog
Exons: 7
Coding region: 152-3442 (1096 amino acids)
Biological process (GO): intracellular protein transport; organelle fusion; vacuole organization
Cellular component (GO): endosome; HOPS complex
Molecular function (GO): protein binding; metal ion binding; protein-macromolecule adaptor activity
Source: RefSeq, a predicted model, not a curated record
GAUAAAGUUUGAUUAUUCAUCAAAAUCGGAUCAGGAUCAUAACAUUCGAAAUAUUUUGGAUGAAAUAGUGUCGCAAACUUCUGGUAAAAAGUGUAUUUCAUCUGUCUACAUAUUUCUGUUCGAUUGAGGAAACGCUUACGGUCACGCCAAUAUGGCCAUUUUCGAGUGGCGAAAGUUCAACUUUUUUGACCUGCGGAAGGGCAUUGACAGCGACCAGGUGGCCCAGGCCUUGCAGGGAGCGCAAAUCAAAGCCACUACCAGUGGGAACAACCUGGUGGUAAUAUGCGACUCUGAGGGCAUGAUCCAUGCCUUCAACCGGUCGUGGGAACCGGUCAGUUUUCGUGGCCACGACGGACCGAUACUGCUGUGCGACAUCUCCAAGCAGAACAAUAUGCUGGUCACGGUCGGAUGUGAUGGGCCCUCGUUUAAGGUUUGGAACCUGGGCAAACUGAACCCGGUCACGGGAGCACCGUGUUUGCGUACGGUACGAACGAUGGAGGCAAUGCCUACGGCCUUGGCUGUGUCCGAGGGAGGGCAGUUUAUGGCGAUUGGGUUUGCGAAGGGUGGAAUAUCGUUGUACCGUGGGGACAUCAGUCGGGAUCGGUCGAAGACGCUGAAGCAGCUGACGGCGGGCAGCACGGACAUUACCGGGAUUGCGUUCAAGCAUUUCAAUAAGCUCACGCAAAUGUUUGUCUGCUCCGAUUCCGGCGUUUACCUGUACAAUCUGCAAAGCCGGGACAAAGAGAUGAGAAUCAUCCUGGACACGAUCAGUAAACCGGUUGGGUGCUGUGCACUUCAGACGGGUCACAACGAAGGGCACUUCAUGGUUGGGCGGGAGGACGCCGUCUAUUGCUACACUUCGGAUGGACGGGGUCCCUGUUAUGCUCUGGAAGGCAAAAAGACACUUCUCCAGUGGUUCCGAUCGCAUCUGUUGAUUGUGUCGAGGAAUAGUCGAUCCGGAGGAAUGAAUGUCGGUGGAUUUGUGCUGACUGUGAUAGAUAUUCAGAACAAGUUCAUCGUGUUCACGUGUCCCAUUGAAGAGGUGGCAGCGAUCAUAACGGAGUUUGGAUCGUGCUAUAUAUUGACCGAGAAUAAAGCUAUAUUCCAUUUGGACGAGAAAGAUCUUCAGAGCAAACUGAAUCUGCUGUUCAAGAAGAAUCUCUACGACAUUGCAGUUCGGAUAGCCAAGAGCAAUCAGUACGAUGCGGAUGGAUUGGCUGGGAUUUUUAAGCAGUACGGAGAUCAUUUGUACAGUAAAGGGGAUUUCUCUGGAUCGGUUGAUCAGUACAUCAAAACUAUUGGUUUCCUGGAGCCCUCGUAUGUGAUCAGGAGAUUCCUGGAUGCACGGCAUAUCCACUAUCUAACCGAUUAUCUGCAAGCCAUUCACAAGUCCGGCAGAGCAACAGCCGACCACACAACCCUACUACUGAACUGCUUCACCAGACUAGAUCGCACCGAGCAGCUGAAACAGUUUCUAGAGAACGAGAACAAGCUGAACCUUUUCGACGUCGAUGUGGCAAUUAAAGUGUGUCGAAAUGCAUCGGUGGAACAGGCCAUGUCCUUGGCUAAGGCCCACAAGAAACACGAUCUGUGUCUUAGCAUUCUUACCGAAGAUCUCGGACGGUACGAAGAAGCCCUCGAAUAUAUCAUGCAGCUAGAGUUCCACGAGGCGGAAAAGAAUGUCAAGAAAUAUGGCGUUCUGCUGAUGGAGCAUUGCCCAGAGAAAACGAUUCAUCUGCUUAAGAAGCUUUGUACGGAUUAUGUCCGCGAAGAUCUGGGGUCCAACGCCUUACAGGAUCAUUUCGGCGAUGAUAUUCUCUAUAGACUUGAUAACGAAAACAGUAAUUGCACGCGAGGCAAUCCGGAGGAUUUUAUACAUCUGUUUUCGGACGAUGAACUGCUGAUCGACUUUCUGGAGCAUCUAAUAAGAAACAUUCCGUCCUGUAGCAAGUUCGUGUAUAACACCCUUAUAGAACACUAUUUGUACCGUUGGCGGGAAUCCUCCACCGUGGAAAUCAAACUAUUAAAUCUGUUGAAAAAUGACCCUGAACGAUACGAUAAAAACCACGUGCUGAUACAGUGCCGAGUUUACCAGUUUUGGCCCGGCGUGAUGCAUUUGUACGAGGAGGACAAGCUGCACCAUUUGAUAAUUCGGCACUAUCUGAAGAACAGUGACUACGAGAACUUGUUGGUGAGCUGUCGUAAGCUAGGGCAAAACGAUGCUUCGCUGUGGUUGUUGGCGUUGAAUGGGUUGAAGAAUGACCAGGGGGCUCCGCCCAAGUUGCUGUCGCAGGUUCUGCAAGUGAUCGCUCAGGAAAAGCUUCAAGCCCCUCUGCAGAUUCUCAACUGCUUGGCCGUGGAAAAUGGACCGACUCUGCUGCCAGUCCGCGACUAUUUCAUGCAGGUGUUCCAAAAAGAACAGGAAUCCACCCAUCACGACCUGGAAUUGACGGCCAAGUACAGCGAUGAGUCUACGGCCAUCAAAAAACAUAUCAAACACCUCCAGGAAGGCAACGUGGAAUUCCGCAACACGGUUUGCGAUACCUGCAAGCAACCGCUGUCCUGGCCGGCUCUGUUUUUCCUUUGCAAGCAUUCCUACCACCAAGAUUGCAUUCGCGGGUACUCGGAAACCGAACGGGACUGCCCGGUGUGCAACAAGAAGAACAUGCAACUGAUGGACACGCUUCGAGCGCAGAGUGAAUCACGUGGCCAGCAUGAGGCAUUCCACAAUUUGCUGGAUCGUUCGUCGGAACCUUUCUCCGUGGUUGCCGAGUACUUUGGGCGCGGAUUGUUCAACAAGCUACUUAUCGUCGAAGAGGAAACUGACACGCAGCAUGCGGAACCAUCCAUGCCCACUUCAACCGAAUCGAGCAUGCGUCAACUGACGAAGCAAACGGAACAAAUUCGCAUAGGUACUAACGUACUACCCGCGAAACCUCAGCCGAGCUAUGGUCCCGGAGCUGAGGCCCGCAUCAGACAAGAAGAAGGCCAACGAUCCCAAGCGCGCCUCGAUGCCCAGGAAAGUGAAAUGCGUCUACGCCUGAUGGAACAAGAACAGAUUCGACAACGACAGCAGGCAUCGCUUCUAGCCCAACAGCAACUUCGCCUGAGGGACGAUCGUAGCCCACGUCGAUCACCCUAUGGCAGUCCAAAACCUCCAUCGACCUUAUCGAACUACACUCAACAGCCGGUGAAACAACCUUCGCCGGUUCCACCGCCAACUGCUGCCAAUGCAAUGGCGGCGACGGCCAGCAAUCCUUUCGACGAGGAUGACGACAUGACGGGCUACGACAGCGCCAAAAACCCAUUCGCUGCGGAUGAGCCUACACCAAAGAAACAGGCGGCGUCAUCCAAGGCGGACCCUGGCAACCCAUUCGAGGACUACGACAGCAAUUUGGACCCGUUUGCGGAAUUGUUCCGGCUGGAAGACGUUGUACCUUAAGGACGGAAAAUUUUGAGAACAUAGUCUACUCGCCAAAUCGUGCUCGUGUCGUGGAUUUGAGGUAAGUACCGAUUUGUGAAAACUUUCACUUUAUGUUCUAAAUUUCAGCAAUGUAAAAAUAUUUCUGAAAACUCUUA